UCUGUUAUAAGCCAGAUGUGAUCUCAUUAUUGGAACAAGGAAAAGAGCCCUGGAUAUUGAAGAAGGAGGGAACAAGAGGCGUGUGCCAUGAUUGGGAGUAUGUAUUUAAAAACAGUGAAUUUUCAUCAAAGGAAGAUAUUUAUGAAGAACCAGCCAGAGUAGUGACAAUGGGAAGAAGCCAUCUUAGGUGUAGCCUUGAUUGUCCUAAUUUUAAAGAAGACUGUGAAAGUGAGGAGUGGCUGAAAAACAAGUUAAGAAGUCAGGAGAUACAUUUUAAUGAAUUGAUCAUCUCUCGUAAAGAAUUCCUCCCUGAAGAUCAACGUAAUGGGUAUAAUAAAUCUUGGCAAACAUUCCAUAAGGAUGCAAUACUAGAUAUACAACAGAAUUUCCCCACCACAGAAAGAGGACAUAAGCAUGAGCCACAAAAGAGAAGUUACCAAAAAAAAUCAGUUGAAAUGAAACACAAGAAGGUCUAUGUGGAAAAGAAGCUUUUGAAGUGUAAUGAAUGUGAGAAGGUCUUCAACCAGAGCUCAUCUCUCACUCUCCACCAGAGAAUUCAUACAGGAGAGAAACCCUACGCAUGUGUUGAGUGUGGGAAAUCCUUCAGCCAGAGUGCAAACCUAGCACAACAUAAGAGAAUACAUACUGGGGAGAAGCCUUAUGAAUGUAAAGAAUGUAGGAAGGCCUUCAGCCAGAAUGCUCAUCUCGCUCAACACCAGAGAGUUCAUACUGGAGAGAAACCUUAUCAGUGUAAUGAAUGUAAAAAAGCCUUCAGUCAGAUUGCACAUCUGACUCAACAUCAGAGGGUUCACACUGGAGAGAGACCGUUUGAGUGUAUCGAAUGUGGAAAGGCUUUUAGUAAUGGUUCAUUUCUUGCUCAGCAUCAGAGAAUUCAUACAGGAGAGAAACCUUAUGUGUGUAAUGUGUGUGCAAAAGCAUUUAGCCAUCGGGGAUACCUAAUUGUACACCAAAGAAUUCAUACUGGAGAGAGACCCUAUGAAUGUAAGGAAUGUAGGAAAUCCUUUAGCCAAUAUGCACACCUUUCUCAACAUCAGAGAGUUCAUACUGGGGAAAAACCUUAUGAAUGUAAAGUCUGUAGGAAAGCCUUCAGCCAGAUUGCAUACCUUGAUCAACAUCAGCGAGUUCAUACUGGAGAGAAACCCUAUGAAUGUAUUGAAUGUGGGAAGGCCUUCAGCAAUAGUUCAUCACUUGCACAACAUCAGAGAAGUCAUACUGGGGAAAAACCCUAUAUGUGCAAAGAAUGUAGGAAAACAUUUAGCCAGAAUGCAGGCCUUGCUCAACAUCAGAGAAUUCAUACUGGAGAGAAGCCUUAUGAAUGCAAUAUUUGUGGGAAAGCCUUUAGCUAUAGUGGAUCUCUUACUCUACAUCAGAGAAUUCAUACUGGAGAGAGACCCUAUGAAUGUAAAGAUUGUAGGAAAUCUUUCAGGCAGCGUGCACACCUUGCUCAUCAUGAGAAAAUUCAUACUAUGGAGUCAUUCUUGACCCUUUCCUGUCCCUCACCCUCCACUUCCAAUCAGUUGCCAAGAGCUGUAGGUUUUAUCUCCUAAUUGUGUCUGGAUUCUGACCCAGUUGGCCCAUGUUUAUUUUAUUUCCUGUGUCCAAUACAUACUAAUUUGCUUAAUGUGGAAUAUGGAAAUAGCUUUCUAAUUGGUCUUCUUGUACUCACCCUUUGCCUC
Castor canadensis (American beaver) is the source of this 1697-nucleotide messenger RNA. NCBI's taxonomy places the organism in Eukaryota, Metazoa, Chordata, Mammalia, Rodentia, Castoridae. The record is from RefSeq and is a predicted model, not a curated record.